GGAACGACAACAUAAAUAUUAUUCGUCUGUGUUUAUCGCGGAUCGUUAUCCUGACGUAGUGCAUUUUUAUUACAAAUAUUUUGAAACAAUCACGAACGUUGCAACAUCUGUCAUUAUUAGUUCAUUGAUAGUAUUGUUUACCUAUAGUAUUAGUCGUCGGAAAGGGUAACGUGCUUCGACAAGGUCGUUUAACUUUUGCAAGUUCAAAUACAAUUUUUUGUUAGCUAAAACGCAUAUUAUUACAUCGUUGUUGACAAUAUUUUGAGAAAAGUGUUUGUGAUCGAUGUAGUUCGUGAAGUAAAAUUUACAAUGACGUAUUCGUAUAGCAAACGUCUAUCACAAUCGUUGGUUUUAAACGUAUUUGUUUUAUUAGAUUUUUCAAGGUUAUCGUCGGUUUCAAAACACGUUUGACUCGCUGUCUUGAGAUAUUAAUUAAUCUGUGAAUAUACACCAUGCCACGUCGAAAUCAUCGUAAGAAGGCCCCUUUUGUUGGGGAAGAUACUAGAAUUGCUGUAAAUUUAACAAUGAAGAAAUUAUUGGAAACCUCAGAUCAAAAAGAAUUAGAAUUUCCAUCAUCCUAUACAGCAGAAGAGAGAGGAUACAUUCAUAAACUUGCAUACAAACUUGGACUAAAAUCCAAAAGCAGAGGUAAAGGUACAAAUCGCUUUUUAACGGUGUACAAAAGAGAGGGAUCAACUAUAGUUCAAGCUGAUGCUGUAAUUAAGCUACAGAAGGCAUCGAGACAGAGUAUUUACAACUUACUACAAAGUUUUCCAUUGAACCAGAAAGAAUGCCAGGAUUUACUACCGCCGAUCGAACGAGAGCGACCUCUUAAUACAGAUGUUUCGGUGAAUACAAAUACCAAAGCAAUGGGUCGAUUAAACAACAGCGUGCCACAAAUACCGCAAUUGAAAACCAAUUUCGAUGUAUUAAAUUUUCGUAAAUCACUGCCAAUUUUCAGUGUUAGAGAAGACAUUCUUAAUGCUUUAAAUGCAAAUCAGGUGGUGAUAAUAGGUGGUGAAACGGGUAGCGGUAAAACGACCCAAGUACCUCAAUUUAUUCUCGAGCACUGCCAACAAAGGCAUCAAGCUUGUAGAAUUAUUUGCACUCAACCGAGAAGACUGUCCGCCGUGUCUGUAGCUGAAAGAGUAGCAUUUGAAAGAGACGAAAAGAUUGGUCAAACAUUUGGUUAUCAGAUAAGACUUGAGAGCAGAGUUGCUCCAAAAACCCUUUUGAUGUAUUGCACAAAUGGUGUGUUGCUUCGAACUCUCAUGGCGGGUGAUUCUGCGUUAAGUACUGUUACGCACGUAAUCGUAGACGAAGUUCACGAACGUGAUAGAUUCUGCGACUUUCUUCUGAUUGCCCUGAAAGAUGCACUGCUGAAAAAUAGAACCUUGAAGCUUGUACUCAUGAGUGCUACAUUGGAUGUGAACAUUUUUGUAAAAUAUUUCAAUAAAUGCGCAGUUGUUAAUGUUUUGGGUAGAUCGUUCGAUGUAGAUACGUAUUUUCUCGAGGACGUUUUAAAAAUAACCGGUUACAUGACGAAAGAAAUGGUUUCGAAGAGAAAAGAGCUAAUGAAUAAAAAGGCUCAACGUAAAGUUUUAGAAACUUGGACUCAAUAUAAACCUCAACAAUCAGGAUCGAAUGCUAUGACUGAUAGAUGUGUAUUGCCCGCACCGAUUUUAGCUCAUCAAAGCGAGCCUAUUCCAGAAAAAGUGAAGUUAGAACCUUGGUUAAUAGAGGAAAUGGAUAAAAGUAUUUCCGAUGCAUGGUUACGCGGUGGGGAAGAUAGUUUUGCACAACUUUUGUACUUCAUACUUUCUGAGAACGUUUCUGUAGACUAUCAACAUUCCGCAACAUCCGUAACACCGCUGAUGGUAGCUGCCGGUAGAGGGUGUAUAAAUACUACCGAGCAACUUCUGAAUCUAGGUGCUAACUUAAAUUUACGCGCAGCCAAUGAAUGGACUGCAUUAGAUUGGGCAAGAAACAUGAAUCAAACUGAAUGUGCAGAAUUAAUAGAAGCUUAUAUGAAAACUUACGACUGCAUGUUAUACGAUGAUACAGUGACGCAUGCUAAAGAUGUAUCACUUUCAGAAGAAGAUAAACUUUUAUUGGACGUAUAUCAUCAUACGUUUAAUGAUGAAAAUAUUAAUUACGAUCUUCUUUUACGGUUAAUUUUAUAUAUUCAUUUGAAAAUGCCUGCCGGUUCUCUUUUGAUAUUUUUACCAGGAUAUGACGACAUUGUGACUAUGCGCGAUAAAAUUAAUAGCGAAGAAAAAGAAAUGAAUCAGGGUAUGCGAUACUGUUUAUACGUGCUCCAUUCGAACAUGCAAACAUGCGAUCAAAAGAAAGUAUUUAAACCGAGCCCACAAGGAACACGAAAAAUUAUCCUAUCGACAAAUAUAGCUGAAACAAGUAUUACGAUCGACGAUGUUGUUUACGUCAUUGACUCAGGAAAAGUUAAAGAAAAGUCAUUUGAUGCAAUAUCAGGAGUGUGCAUGCUUAAAUCUAAUUGGAUUUCUCAAGCAUGCGCGAAACAACGUAAAGGUAGAGCGGGAAGAUGUAGGGAAGGCAUUUGUUAUCGCUUGUUCUCUUCGAUUCGGUACAACAGCAUGCAAACUUAUCAGACUCCAGAAAUAUUAAGAUUACCCCUGCAAGAAUUAUGUUUAUAUACAAAACAUUUAGCACCGGGAAAUACACCCAUUGCAGAAUUUUUGGAUCGAGCACUCGAACCACCCUCAAAUAUAGUAACUAGAAAUGCGGUUCAAUUGCUAAAAACGAUCGACGCACUAGAUCCAUGGGAAGAUCUUACCGAAUUAGGAAGUCAUUUACUUGAUUUACCAGUCGAACCACGGCUUGGGAAGAUGUUACUGUACGCUGUAGUUCUGAAAUGCUUAGAUCCAGUUUUAACCAUUGUGUGUAGCUUAGCAUAUAAGGACCCCUUUAUUUUACCCUCUCAGCCAUCGCAGAAGCGAGGCGCAACUGCAGCUCGUAAGAGGUUUGCAACUAAUACAUAUUCUGACCAUAUGGUCGUAUUGCGUGCUUUUCAAGGGUGGCAAAAUGCACGCGCAAGCGGCAAAGAACGUACGUUUUGCGAACAAAAUUUUAUCUCCGCUGCUGUGAUGGAAAUGAUAGUAGGGAUGCGCACUCAACUUCUUGGCCAACUUCGUGCAUCCGGAUUUGUUAGGGCUAGGGGACCUGGAGAUAUCAGAGACUUGAAUUCCAAUUCUGAAAAUUGGGCGGUAGUGAAAGCAGCAUUGACUGCUGGUUUAUAUCCGAAUCUAAUAAGGGUAGACCGGGAACAUAUGCAAUUAAGGACACAAAAAGAAGUAAAGGUAUUUCUCCAUCCAUCGUCGACUUUAAGAGAUUAUCCAAAGUCACCGAGAAUGACGUCUGCACAAACACAUGCAGCUAAUGUAGAGACUAUACCUUGCGAUUGGUUACUUUACGAAGAAAUGAGUCGUACAGGACGUUUUUGUCAUGUAAAAAUGGUUACUUUGGUUAAUCCUCUAACAGUGGCAUUGUUCUGUGGUCCAGCGAGACUAUCCGUGGACGUAAUUUACGAAGCUGAAUCUGUACCAGAAAGCGAGUCAGAUUCCGAAGUCGAUGAAAGCAACGAAGGAACGAUUUUUAAACUCGAUGAUUGGGUUGUAUUUAAACUUGAUCCUGAAACCGCACGGUUUUUCUUACAUUUAAGACAAAAGUGGAAUGCUUUAUUUUUAAGGCGUAUGAAAACGCCGAACAAAGCUAUGUCACAGUUGGACGAAAAGGUAGUGAGUACCUUAGUAAAUGUAAUUACAAAUGAAGAACAAUCGUGUGGACUGCAGCAACCGUCUGGUAUUGGUCAACGACCGCGUCCAUUAAUUGUUGACUAUUACCCUGCCAAUGCUCGAAGAACAGACGAUCUUGUAGAGAGAAAUUUUUAAAUUCGGAUAACUGAAGAAUAUUUUAUUAUGUACAACCUAUAAGAAGUUUUUAUUCUCUUGGUUCCUAUGUGUAACUCAUUGCAAAAUCGCAAUGGUAUUCCUGUAUUCACGUGAACUUGAUAAAAGUUGAAUAAAUUACGUUUCAAAUAGA
Hylaeus volcanicus is the source of this 4077-nucleotide messenger RNA. RefSeq names its product 3'-5' RNA helicase YTHDC2-like. Lineage: Eukaryota; Metazoa; Arthropoda; Insecta; Hymenoptera; Colletidae. Bases 453 to 3926 code for a protein of 1157 amino acids. Gene Ontology annotation, molecular function: ATP binding; RNA binding; protein binding. The transcript has 8 exons. Gene Ontology annotation, cellular component: intracellular anatomical structure. The record is from RefSeq and is a predicted model, not a curated record.